This is a messenger RNA of Micromonas commoda, 783 nucleotides long. RefSeq lists its product with no specific name. The record is from RefSeq and is a predicted model, not a curated record. NCBI's taxonomy places the organism in Eukaryota, Viridiplantae, Chlorophyta, Mamiellophyceae, Mamiellales, Mamiellaceae. Bases 1 to 783 code for a protein of 260 amino acids. The transcript has a single exon.
AUGGCCGCGUCCGUCGCAACCUCGGGCGUCGCGGCGCCGCGCGCACUGCGCGCGUUCAACGUCAGCCGCGGGAUACGAAGCGCUUCCGUCCACCCCCGCAGGACGGGCCCCUCCUCGACCACCCGGGUCAGCGCGUUCGAGGAUCAGACCGCGCCGACGACGGCCGAGCUUCCGCCCACCGACGCCAUCGCCAAGGACGGCGUGGAGGGCUACGUCGCCGUCCUCGAGGCCGCGUACGGCGACGAAUCCCUCGGUAACGCCGUCCGCGACCGCAUGGCCGACGACAGGCAGUUCAGCAUCGGCAUCCGCGGGGCGAUGCAAGAUCCAAAGUACGCCGAGAGGCUCAAGGCGGCCAUCGACUCGUCGCCGUACAUGCAAGCCGCGGUCGCCGAGGCGACACGGAGGCGGCAGGAGAGCGACGCGGUGCAGGCGGUCAUGGGCGACGACAGCGUCCAGGGGCAGCUCGCGCAGAUGAGCUCCAACCCCGAGCUGCUGCGUCAGACCCAAGAACAGAGCGAGACGCUGUUGCGGAAAGUCGCGGGGGAGCUCGCGGACGGGGUGAGGGAGUACAGGGAGGAGUUCGAGCCGGACGCGGACGAUCUCAUCGCCAAGUUCGGCGAGAUCUCCGAGAAAGGGUACGAGAGCUUCGUGAGGAUCGCCAUGGCGGACGUCAAGGUCAAGAACGCGGUCAUCAACGCCCUGCUGGACGAGAUGGAGGAGGCGCAAGGGACGGGCAAGUCGGGCGAAGAUGGCGACGGGCUCAUCCGCGAGACGGAUCAGUGA